Messenger RNA from Penicillium vulpinum, 1722 nucleotides. Its product is annotated as beta-N-acetylhexosaminidase. Lineage: Eukaryota; Fungi; Ascomycota; Eurotiomycetes; Eurotiales; Aspergillaceae. The coding region runs from base 1 to 1722 and encodes 573 amino acids. The transcript is spliced from 3 exons. Gene Ontology annotation, biological process: carbohydrate metabolic process; glycosaminoglycan metabolic process. Gene Ontology annotation, cellular component: membrane. The record is from RefSeq and is a predicted model, not a curated record. Gene Ontology annotation, molecular function: beta-N-acetylhexosaminidase activity.
AUGAGGUGCUUUGCCUUCCUCUCCUUUGUCAGUCAUGUGGCGGCCUUAUGGCCCAUCCCUCAAUCUUUCACAAACGGAACUUCAACUGUUUGGAUUGCGGAGGACUUUGGGGUCUCAUACAAUAAUGGCGAUCUUCCGGACCCCAAAAAUGGAACAAAUACGAUCUCAAGCUUGGAGAUUGUUGCAGCCGCCGUGCAGAGGGCUCGAGAGUCUAUCUUCACAAGUAGUAUUGUUCCUUGGAAGUUCCAUCCACGCAAUGAGCUGGAGAAAUUCGAACCCUCUGCGACUAGCGAUUCAAAGACAUAUAUAACGGAACUUCAGAUCAUCCAGACGACAGAAGACAGCAAAUCAACAUUCAAGCCCCUAGCGGGCACAGUUGAUGAGACUUACAACUUAACCAUUGGAACAAACGGCGCGGCAACCAUCUCAGCAGUAUCGUCUACUGGCAUUCUUCGCGCUCUCGAGACUUUCACGCAGUUAUUCUAUUCGCACUCGGUCAAAGGCACUGGCGUGUAUUCCAAUCUCGCCCCCGUUAGUAUCAGUGAUUGGCCAAAGUUCAGCCAUCGAGGUUUGGACUUGGAUGUUUCCAGAAACUGGUACCCCAAAGAGCACAUCCUCCGUACCAUUGAUGCCCUUUCUUGGAGCAAAUUCAACCGUUUCCACAUCCACAUGACCGAUGCACAAUCUUGGCCUUUGGAUAUCCCCGCGCUACCAGAGCUAUCUCAAAAAGGCGCGUACCAAGCUGGACUAUCCUAUACGCCUCAAGAUAUCGAAGAUAUCCAGAUCUACGGUAUCUAUCGUGGUAUCGAAGUUAUCAUCGAGAUAGAUAUGCCUGGUCACACAACAGCCAUUGGAUUCGCGUAUCCAGAGCUUAUCACUGCAUUCCGUCAGCGGCCAUGGCGGAAUUAUUGCUCUGAACCUCCUUGCGGACAACUCAAGCUUAAUUCCACGGCGGUAUACGAAUUUGUCACCAAACUGUUCGAUGAUUUGCUGCCCAGAAUUUCUCCAUAUUCGGCAUAUUUCCACACUGGUGGCGAUGAGAUUGAAAGUAGCGACUACCUUCUGGAUGACACUGUCAACUCCAAGGAGAUCGCAGUCAUCACUCCCUUACUUCAAAAGUUUAUCGACCACAGUCAUGACUUGGUCAGGAAAGCAGGUCUUGUACCAAUUGUCUGGCAGGAGUUGCUUCUCACAUGGAAUCUUACCCUCGGAAACGAUGUCAUCAUUCAGACCUGGGAUGGUGUUAAAGCUAUUGGCACAGUGACCUCGCGAGGACACAAAGCUCUCUUCGGAGAUACCGACAGCUGGUACCUCGCCUGUGGCCACGCAAAAUGGUUCAACUUCAAAGACGCCGACAUCCCAGCUAACUACCCGUACACUGACUUUUGUUCGCCGAUUAACAACUGGCGUGUGGUGUGGGAGUAUGACCCAACCGCUUCUCUGUCUGCUGAGCAGGCUGCGUUGGUCAUCGGAGGCGAGAUCCAUCUCUUUAGCGAGCAGAGUGACCCGUCAAACCUGGAUAUAAUGCUCUGGCCACGGUCGUGUGCCGCGGGAGAAAAUAUGUGGUCUGGGCGUAAAUCUCUGAGUGGGCAAACGAGGAGCCAAAUCGAGGCAGCCGUGAGAUUGUCUGAUCUGAGAGAGAGGAUGGUGUUGAGGGGAAUAAAACUUGCACCGGUUCAAAUGGCGUGGUGUACACAGUAUGGUGGUGACUGCACGUGGUGA